UCCUAUAUCAUUAUUUUGACUUACUAUGAGAUAGUAGACUUACUAGUUACUAAUUAUGAUUUACUAUCUCGCAGUCAGAUUUUUUGGGGGGGAGGGUGGCGUGAACGGGCUUCCAUAGUUAUCAUCCAGGUUAUGUAGCAUAGAGUUUAAAGAAUAUUGCACAGUCAUUAUGGAGCGCGAACGCCUAUGUUGGAUGGAUGUACUAGGCAGCGAUACCCCGGGUGGAAAAGAGUGCAUUCAAACUGGUUUUCAUAGGGACUGAGUAACUUAUUUAACUUACUUCCUGGUGUAACAAACCGUUAGCAGGAAGAACUGCGUGUCUGGAAAAGAAAACGGACACGUGGAUUAUCAUUGCUCCUCUAGUUCCAGGCAAGAGCCACGGAAAUAAAAACCAUCCUCUCUGUGGCUAUCUGUCCUUAUUCUCCCGUGCUCUUCACAUCACACUGCAAUACAAUAACGGAUCCUCGUUAAACGAAAGGAAAUGAUACGUGGGCGCGAACAUCGAUCAAAGCGUUUCUUUUUGUCGGCUUUCCUCACUCAUUCCAUAGCCCACUGAACUGCGACGCGCAGGAAAAAGCACAUCUCAAACAUCAGCAUCUCUUGUUGAAUGGCAAUUCUGCAAAAACAUGGAAAGAUCUCUGGUCCAGAUUUGGUCUGCCUCAAAGAAACCCCGCCAGAUUUCGGUGACGCCGGAGGUCAUCAGAAGAAUUGGAGUGAACAUAACACGAACUGGCCCAGACCCCUGGCGCGGGUAUGGACAGUGGUGCUACUGCUGGGGACCUGUCUGCUGUACUGUGCCCGCGUGGCCAUGCCCAUCUGUGCCGUCAACAUGGCUGAGAAGUUUAACUGGACCAAGAGGGAACAGGGCAUGGUGCUGGGCAGCUUCUUCUGGGGCUACUGCUUCACACAGUUCCUUGGAGGCUACGUCAGCGACAG
Messenger RNA from Oncorhynchus gorbuscha (pink salmon), 936 nucleotides. Its product is annotated as solute carrier family 17 member 9-like. NCBI's taxonomy places the organism in Eukaryota, Metazoa, Chordata, Actinopteri, Salmoniformes, Salmonidae. The record is from RefSeq and is a predicted model, not a curated record. Gene Ontology annotation, molecular function: transmembrane transporter activity. Gene Ontology annotation, biological process: transmembrane transport.